Molecule: messenger RNA, 2421 nt
Organism: Seminavis robusta
Lineage: Eukaryota; Bacillariophyta; Bacillariophyceae; Naviculales; Naviculaceae
Source: the annotation of a GenBank genome assembly
AUGGUAACAGCUAUCGAUGCUGCCACAUUCGCGGUCGCAAUCACGGAGACAUGCUCCACAGGACUCACGCUUUAUGCCGCGACGUCAUGCCUCUUUGGAUGGGCAAGACAUGAUCCAGGUCCCCCUGCUUACGUACCGAAGCGAAUGAGAGGAACCAAGCCACUCAAGAGGUGGAUCCGAACCAAACUGAAGUUGGCCAUCAAAGAGGCAGGGCGAAGUGUCGCUCAGGUCGCAACCAUCCUAUCAGUCAUGACGUGCCUGGCAGAUCUUGCCAUUCACGACGCAGCCGACCAUAGAGAGUCACUUGACGACGACGACGAUCCAGAUGGACCCUACAACCAGGCGGUGAAGAAGAGCACCAGAAGGACGCCGAUCACGCUGUGGGAUGCAAUGGUUGCGGAUCUUCCGCCUGAACCGACCAAGUUUGAGUUGUUCUUGAGGUUCCUGAAUGCGUUGAAGGGCGGUCUAGAGAUGUCGAUCCGAGAACAGAGUCCCGUGGUGGCUUAUCAGCUAGUCAUGAUGUCAUUGAACGGGUCGUUCAACCACGGCACGUCAGACCACCAGUUUGACACCGACUCUGUUCUCAUUGCAAUUGACAAUUGCUCAUCAAGAUGCAUCACGAACUGCAUGUUGGACUUCAUCGACAAGCCUACCGCAGUGAAGAUAUCGGUGCAAGGAAUUGGUGGAUCUGUGAUGGCAACGUACAAGGGUACAGUGAGGUGGUCAAUAGAGGACGAGCAGGGCAAAGUUCACCACUUCACCAUUCCGAACACCUACUACAAUGCGUCCACGCCGUACCGAUUGCUGUCACCACAGCAUUGGGCGGCAGUGGCAGACGACAACACGCCAAAGAGACGGGGCACUUGGUGUGCCACGUACCAAGACGCAGUAGAGCUGUUUUGGCAGCAGCGCAAAUUCAAGAGGAUCAUUCCUCUAUCCCCAACCAGCAACAUCGCAAUCGUGAGAUCGGCACCGUCAUUCACUAAGCUGCACGCUUUCUGCUCGCAAGUGCAAGAGACAUGCAAGGACCAACCAAUCGACGAAUCAGAUCUGUUCUCGAUGCCAGCUGUCGAAGUCUCAGAUGACGAGGAUUCAGUGAGCUCGGACGAGUCAGACAACAACAUGCCAGCUGCCCGAUUGCAUCCGGACAUUCCGACAGAAGCAAUGCAUCAGAAGGAGUUGAGCGAGGAAUUCCAGAAGAACAUGACAAGAAGCUUUGUCAUGGGAAAGGACUUGCGAGGCAUCAGCCAGAUCCCCGUGGUAGAUCAUGACUACACGGAGUACAAGUCUCCGAGAGCCGAUAUCCUGGCCUGGCACUAUAGGCUGGGGCACAUCUCUUUCGAGAGAAUCAGAAAGCUCGCGGAAAGAGGGGCACUUCCAGCCCACUUGAUCAAGGCCAGAGCUCCACAAUGUGCAAGCUGCAUGUUCGGCAAAGCAACAAGGAGACCAUGGCGGACCAGAACCCCUCCCAACAAAAUUCAAACGCCAUCUGCGAACGGGUCAGGAGACGUUGUCGGUGUCGACCAGUUGAUCUCCGCGACUCCAGGAUUCAUUGGACAGAUGAGAGGUUUGUUGACUCGAAGAAGAUACACGGUCAGCACUGUCUUUGUUGAUCAUCAUAGUGGGCUGUCGUACGUGCAUUUCCAGACGUCGACGUCCGCGGAACAGACCAUCUUGGCAAAGAGAGCGUUCGAGCGAUACGCUGCAUCUUUCGGUGUCAAGGUGAAGCAUUACCACGGUGACAAUGGGAUUUUCGACAGCAAGGCUUUCGUCCAGGAAGUGCAUCGCUGUGGACAGACCAUCACAUAUGCCGCAGUCAACGCUCAUCACAUGAAUGGCCAUGCAGAGAAGAAGAUCAGAGACCUUCAGGAAGCCGCCAGGACCAUGAUCCUGCACGCCAAGCAGAGAUGGCCCAAUGCAGUCACUGCCAAUCUGUGGCCAUUUGCGAUCAGGUAUGCGAACGACAUGGCAAAUUCCACACCCAUCCUCAAGAAAGGGGAUCAUGCCACUCCGUUGGAAUUGUUUUCUGGGGUGGAUGUGGAGCCGAAGGUGAAGAAUACGCACACCUUUGGUUCACCAGUGUAUGUCCUUGAUGCGAGAAUCCAGCAGGGGCAACGGUUGUCGAAGUGGGAGCACAAGGCGAGGAUUGGAAUGUACCUUGGAAUCUCUCCACGGCACUCGAGAAAAGUGGCGCUAAUUCUUAGCCUACAAACAGGCUUGGUCUCUCCGCAAUUCCAUUGCCAAUUUGAUGACCUCUGUGACACACUGAAGAGGAACUCAGGCAACAAGCUGCCUCCAUCAAAGUGGCAGCAGAAGGCUGGUUUCGAAGAAGAUAACGACGAUGAGCCGUCAUUGUCCAGACGCGCUCGAACAACAACAAGAUUCGGAACAGUUUCCGAUGGAGGAACGAGUGCAAGAUGA